Molecule: messenger RNA, 926 nt
Organism: Saccoglossus kowalevskii
Lineage: Eukaryota; Metazoa; Hemichordata; Enteropneusta; Harrimaniidae
Product: ras-related and estrogen-regulated growth inhibitor-like
Molecular function (GO): GTP binding; GTPase activity
Source: RefSeq, a predicted model, not a curated record
GUCGGCGGUAGCGCUUUAAAUCGACACUGACUCAGACGUGCAUUGCAAUUGAGACCCUGCAUCUAUCGCGUUGGAAUUCACCCGAAGUUUUCAAGGAAUACAAAGACGGUUGGAAGUGACAGGUACCGGUUGAAGAACCAGUCGGCGUAUGUGUUCGUUAUUCAAAGAAUACGGUGUUUGUUCCAUCUUAAGACGUCUGUUUGGGUAUGUCUGGGUCGUUACGUCAUGCCAGAUCUGAUUCAACAUUGGUCAGUUUACCACAAAGGUAUCGCCUUGAGAGACGCGGCAGUACAUCAGGAACCAUGAACGCUGUGAAGAUGGUCGUACUCGGCGCCUCUGGUGUCGGCAAGUCAGCCUUAACUGUUCGAUAUUUAACCAGACGAUUUAUUGGCGAAUAUCAUCCUACUUUAGAGAAUACAUACAGAUCCAAAACUACAAUCGAUGACGAAGAGUUCAGCAUGGAGAUUUUGGAUACAGCAGGUGCUCUUGAAAACAACAUAUUCCGUGACGGUCACACAUCUUGGGGAGAAGCCUUCAUGUUUGUUUACUCCAUCACAGACAGAAGCAGUUUUGAGCAGGUCAAACAAAUAUGGACGGAUUUAAAGUCACAAAAGUCUCCACAGAUCGUGGCCGCCUUGUUAGUUGGCAACAAGAACGAUUUGAAACAUUAUCGCCAGGUGCCCACAAAUGACGGCGACAAGUUGGCCGAAUUCAUGGGAUGUCAGUUUUACGAAGUCUCUGCUUUAGACGGCCAACAAAUCCCGCUAGUUGCGGAACUUUUUAGAAACUUGGUGCGGGAAUUGCGUAAUAAAAAACUUGAAACUGCCAGAAAAGGCAGUUCGACCUCCGCACAGAUGAGGAGAGCGGUUAAAGAAUUCCUUUCGUUCAGAAGCUCGAAGACAAGACUGAACUCCAAUAAUUCGUGA